AUGCCUAUCGAAGUAACACCUUCCCCUCAGACAAUGAUGUCCCGCGCCUUCCUUCCCCCUGGCUGGUCCUCUCUCCCGCCCACAGGACCGGUCCGAGCAGUUAAUUGCGUCCCUCGCUCUCAAGCUCCCAACAGCGUCAUGUCCAACGGUCUACGCAAUCCCUGGGCCCCUUAUGGGGGCGAGACGUAUUCGCCUUCAGCUCAAGCCGGUGCUAUCAGGAGCGAACAGCGCUUCGCUGGUGCAGACAGUGCUGCUGGCGGAAGUAUGGUCGGCAGUGUGAUGGGAGGCAGACCCAGAGCAAUGUCAAGUGUUAUGAGUGGUGGCGGUGGGAGUAUCAUCGCACCUUCAAGUAUCGGCAUGGGCGGAUAUCGCGAGGAUGAUGGAUGGAAUGGUUCCAUGGGCCGAGAGGAGGGGAUGACUGGCGACAUCAGCCGGCAGGGUGGGGUAAUCAUGCAAGAAUGA
Molecule: messenger RNA, 462 nt
Organism: Cryptococcus wingfieldii CBS 7118
Lineage: Eukaryota; Fungi; Basidiomycota; Tremellomycetes; Tremellales; Cryptococcaceae
Exons: 2
Coding region: 1-462 (153 amino acids)
Source: RefSeq, a predicted model, not a curated record